This is a messenger RNA of Saprolegnia parasitica CBS 223.65, 1843 nucleotides long. RefSeq names its product AGC protein kinase. Gene Ontology annotation, biological process: protein phosphorylation. The coding region runs from base 106 to 1797 and encodes 563 amino acids. The transcript is spliced from 9 exons. NCBI's taxonomy places the organism in Eukaryota, Oomycota, Saprolegniomycetes, Saprolegniales, Saprolegniaceae. The record is from RefSeq and is a predicted model, not a curated record. Gene Ontology annotation, molecular function: protein serine/threonine kinase activity; ATP binding; phosphatidylinositol binding.
GAAAUGGAUAAAAUCCGGUAAAGUCCGUGACGUGGUUUUUCUUAGUCGGCGAGAAACGUCACUGAAAAUCCCAUCGAGCUACCGGCAGCGGCGAGGUCGGCCGCCAUGUCCCUGAACGUGUCCAUCAGUGGCUAUGGCCUCCUGCAGGACCCGCACAACCGGUUCCCCGACAUCUUUGUCUUCGUGCUCAAUGUACAGCAGCCGCAGAGCGUGGCCUCGAUCUCGACCUGGACCGUGUACCGCCGGCUCGAGAUGUUUGAGCAGCUGAGCCAAAGCAUCGCGAGCGAGUUUCCGCAGCUGCGCCUGCCGCCCUGCCCGAUCAUGCACGCUGCGUCGGCCAUGAACCUCGGCAACCUCCAUGGCAUUGAGCGGUGCCGCGACGACCUGCAGCGCUGGCUCGCGCACCUGCUCUCGUACCCGUACCAGAACUCUCUCUUGCAGUCGCACGCGUUUGUCAACUUUAUCUCGGCCGAGGCCAACACGGUGCCUCAAGGCCUCCUGCUCUCGCAGCACUUCUUCCCCAACCAAGCCGGUGGCCUCCCGGCCGCGCCAGCUCCCUCCGCCAGCGCCGACCACAACAUUGGCGAGAUGGACAUGGACUUUAUGUUUGCGGGCGGUGACGAUGCGAGCAAAGACGACGAUCAAUUCCAGUUUGACCACAUGCCGCCGCCGUCGCCGGCCAAUGGCACGCUCGACACGUCGAAUUUCGACAUGCAGCCCGCGGAAGGCAAGGUGGCGCUGGACGACUUCCACCUGAUCAAGGUCAUCGGGAAGGGCUCGUUCGGCAAGGUCCUCCUCGUGCGCAAGAAGGACAACGGUGUCGUGUACGCCAUGAAGGUGCUUCGGAAGGAAAACAUCAUCAAGCGCAACCAGGUCGAGCACACUCGCACGGAACGCCACGUGCUCGGCUAUGUCCGGCACCCGUUCAUCGUCGGGCUCAACUACGCAUUCCAAACCAGCGAGAAGCUCUACUUUGUGCUCGACUAUUGCGCCGGCGGUGAGCUCUUCUUCCACCUCGGCAAGGUGCAACGCUUCAAAGAGCCCCGCGCGCAGUUUUACGCGGCCGAAAUCACGCUCGCGAUCGAGUACGUGCACAACCUCGACAUCAUCUACCGCGACCUCAAGCCCGAGAAUGUGCUCUUGGAUGAGAAUGGGCACAUUCGCCUCACCGACUUUGGUCUCUCGAAAGAAGGCAUUCAGGACGACUUUUCGGGCGCCAACUCGUUUUGCGGCACGCCCGAGUACCUCGCGCCCGAGAUCCUCAACCGUGCGGGCCAUGGUCGUGCGGUCGAUUGGUGGUCGCUCGGUGCGCUCCUCUACGAAAUGCUCACGGGCCUCCCGCCGUUCUACUGCCGUGACCGCGACAAGCUCUUUGAGAAGAUCCGCCAGGGCGAGCUCACGUUUCCGAAGUACUUGAGCCCCGCGGCGGUCGAUUUGCUGGCACGGUUAUUGGAGCGCGACCCGACCAAGCGGCUCGGGACGGGGCCCACGGACGCCGGCGAGAUCAAGUCGCACCCGUUCUUCAAGGAGAUUCAGUGGGACCUCCUCGCGCUUGGCCAAGUGCCCGUGCCAUGGAAGCCGACGUUCAACGGCGCGCUCGACACGUCGCAGUUUGACCGCGAGUUCACCGACAUGCCCAUCAACAGCCCGGACACGCGCAGCACGUACGGCUCGUCGGUCGGGCGCCGCCAGCUCUUCCGCGACACGGAAGGUCUCUUUCAGGGCUUCACGUACACGGACGACGACUCGUACAUGGAGUUUGCAAAUCGCGGCCCGCUACCGCCAAGCCACUUUUAGCCAAAAGUAAACCAACGGAACUAUACAUACCCACUGAUACCGGCGC